Molecule: messenger RNA, 783 nt
Organism: Cryptosporidium ubiquitum
Lineage: Eukaryota; Apicomplexa; Conoidasida; Eucoccidiorida; Cryptosporidiidae
Exons: 3
Coding region: 1-783 (260 amino acids)
Cellular component (GO): cytosol
Molecular function (GO): 3'-5'-DNA exonuclease activity
Source: RefSeq, a predicted model, not a curated record
AUGGAGAAGUUAAAAUUUAUAGAUAUUGGGUCAAAUUUAACUGACUUGAUGUUUCAAGGUAUUUAUAAUGGCAAGAAACAACAUGAAUCUGAUUUAGAAAUAGCAAUUAAAGGAGGGUUGGAUAAAAUUUUAAUAACUGCAGGGAGUUACCAAGAAACUGUAGAUGCAUUAGAGAUCUGUGAGAGACUGGAUCCUAAAUGUGAGUUAUUAUUCACAACAAUUGGAGUACAUCCAACGAGAACAAAAGAAUUUUUAUGUAGAGAAUGUAAGAAAAAGAAAGAUGAAGAAUUAGAAAUGGAUUGUAAAGAUUGUUUAAUAUAUUCUGAUAAUUAUUUAAAAAAAAUGAAAGAUUUAGUGAAAAUGAAUCUUUGUAGAAUUAAGGCAAUAGGAGAAUUUGGGUUAGAUUCUGAUAGAUUACAUUUUUCAAGUAUGAAAAUUCAAGAAAAAUACUUUGAAAAACAAUUUGAAUUGCUUGAAGAAUUCAAUUUGCCAAUGUUUGUUCAUAUUAGAGGUGACCAAGAUUGUUAUUCAAAAUUUGUUAGAAUAAUUAAUAAGAAAAAGAAUCUUUGGAUUAAAAGAGGUGGAGUAGCACAUUCAUUUACUGGUAAUUUAGACCAACUUAAGAUGAUUUUAGAUACAAAUCUUGAAAUUGGAGUAAAUGGAUGUUCUUUAAAAACUGAAGAUAAUUUAAAUGUGGUAAAAUAUAUUCCUAUAAAUAAAUUACACAUUGAAACAGGUAAUGUUUUAAAUUUUGAUAAUUGUUACAUAUUACCAAUAAUAUGA